Messenger RNA from Ictidomys tridecemlineatus (thirteen-lined ground squirrel), 2121 nucleotides. Lineage: Eukaryota; Metazoa; Chordata; Mammalia; Rodentia; Sciuridae. The record is from RefSeq and is a predicted model, not a curated record.
UAUAAAUGGUGCUCUCCACUCUGACUUGGAGGCAGAGAUCCACCAAGACGGAAGCCUGUGUGUGGCAGGAGAAGCAGCUGGGACAGGAGCCAUGUUGCUGUACACUUUGGCCCUCACCCUCACCUUGAUGGCAGUUUCUGGCAUCAUGAUCAAUGGGACAGAAGUCUGUGUUGGAAGCCCGGGUAUCCCUGGCACUCCUGGAUCCCAUGGCUUGCCAGGCAGAGAUGGGAGAGAUGGUGUCAAGGGAGACCCUGGACCUCCAGGUCCCAUGGGCCCUCCAGGAGGAAUGCCAGGUCUCCCUGGGCGUGACGGGUUGACUGGAGCCCCCGGUGUCCCUGGAGAGCGUGGAGACAAGGGGGAGCCUGGUGAAAGGGGCCUUCCAGGAUUUCCAUCUUAUCUAGAUGAGGAGCUCCAAACCACACUUGAGGAAUUCAGGCAUCAAAUCUUGCAGUCAAUGGGAGUCCUCAGCUUGCAGGGGUCCAUGCUGGCAGUUGGAAAGAAGAUCUUCUCCACCAAUGGGCAAUCGUUCAACUUUGAUGACAUUAGUGAGUCUUGUGCCAAAGCAGGUGGCAACAUUGCUGCCCCAAGGAAUCCAGAGGAGAAUGAGGCCAUUGCAAGCAUUUCGAGGAAGUACAACACUUAUGCCUACCUGGGCCUGGUUGAGAGCAACACUCCUGGAGACUUCCGUUACCUGGAUGAGACCCCUGUGAACUAUACCAACUGGUAUCCCGGGGAGCCCAGGGGUCGGGGCAGAGAAAAGUGUGUGGAGAUGUACACAGAUGGGACAUGGAAUGAUAGGAACUGCCUGCAGUACCGUUUGGCCAUCUGUGAGUUUUGAGCAGACAUUUAGGCCACAGGGUAGACAGGAUCCUGCAUGGCAGCCUCCAUCAAAGUUUAUUUUUAAAUUUAAAUUUCAACAAAAUGUAUUUGUGAUUAUUAGAUCCAAAGGCAUUUUUAAUCACUUCAUUCCCCAGAUGGUUCCUAACUCUUCUCCUAUAAUCACUAAUCCUUGACACUGCCCUGGGAGCCCCUUCUCAGCACUGCAACUUAGGUAUCCACUCCCGACCUUGAACUUCACUAUGAGACAGAGAUGGAGAACAAUUUGUUCUUCAUCUUCUCCAGUUUUUUUCCAUUUAUAAAUGGCAACCAUGAGGCCUCAAGUUAGAAAAAUCCUCUAAAAUCACAGAGUGCCUGCUUCCUGCUCCUCUCAUCUUCCCCUGAAACUCUCCCCUUUCCCAGUCCCAUGAAAAUUUAGAAAUCUUGGUUAAACACAGUGAUAAAGAUAGACUUCCAGAAAAUUACAAAUGUGAGGAGCGAAGGUCACCUUCAGGAUUACUCAACAUCCUGGUUCUCUGGGGCAUACCUGCUCUCUUCCAUGAGGUUAGAGAGUCAGAGGGUGGCCCAGCAUGGAGCUGAUAGAACUUAGUCUUCCAGAUUGGUAAUCACUCCCUUGAGUUUUCGGGUUCCUGCUCAACCACUGAUCAACAGAAACCAGCCUAGGCCUCUGAUGAAGAACCUUCCCACCCCAGGCCUGACCAAAGUAGCUUCCUGCUGAUCCCCCACCUCACCUCAGAUCUCCAUGAGGCAUUUACACUAUCAACCCCAGCACUGGCUCUGCUUUCUUCUUUAAUUUUAUUCAAUCAGGAUUUCAUUAAAAUCAACUGUGCAUAAAAUCUUGGGCUCUGUCUUGGUGUGGGUAAAGGUAUCCUGUACCUCUUUGGGAUAUUUAAUUUUCCUGAGCCAAUUUCUUCAUUUUGAAUGAAGAUAAAAUAUUUGUUGCCAUUGCUCCAACUACUCAAAUCACAAUCAUAACUGCUACUACUACAAAAUGACACAGUUUCUCAAGCACAAACUAUGCACCAAUCACCUUGACAGACACUUGUAAUGCUUCUUAUGAAAUGUUAUUUAAUCUUUAGCAAUUUCAUGGGAACAGCAUUAUUUUUCCCAUUUUUAAAAUGAGAACAUGGAUACUUAGCAAAGUCAAAUGUUUUGACUAUUACAAUGGCAGAGGUUGGAUUCAAAUCCAUCUACUCCACCUGAACCUCACAUUCGUAAUAACCCCACCAUUGAGCUGAGUAGAGAUGACUUAAGUGCAAUAAAUUAUGAGUGUGUUAACAUGAA